ACUAUAGCAAAACAUCUAAAAACAACAGUGCUGAAACUAUCGUGUUAGAGAGAAAGGCCCAAGUAUCUGGCGAUAUAACUGGCUAGUUAAGACACGGAGCUGAAAACGCUGGCUUCCGAAAGGUUUUAGAAAUCUUUCAUAAUCUUCAAAAUGUUUUCAUAAAACUUACGUUGAAGGAGAUGGCUAGUAGCUCUCAAAUCGCCUUGUUAAACCGGUAACAAGUCCGCACGACACGUAUCUAUGAGCUGGCCAGCCAACCGGUGGACCAUGUGAGGGCGCUGGGCGUAGCAGGCGUGUUCCUUUGCGAGCGAGAGAGCGCGUGGAGGAGCGGAGCGGGACAGGAACAGGAGCCGGAGGGCAGAGGAGGAAUGGGCGUGGGGAGGAACUCCACCUGCAGACCCAUGGACUCCGCCGCAGAGCCUGGCCAAUAUGAAGAGGAGACCAAACACAGCGCUAACUUCUACCCCAUCCCUGUGGUGGUUAAUGGGGGUGCUGUAGCACCUGGAGAGCAGGACACCGAGGACACCGAACUUAUGGCCAUUUACACUAAAGAUGGACAGGUGACUGAGAAGUGUUCCUUGUCGGAGACGGUGGACAGCGCGGAGCGCGUGGACGCCCGGAGGAUGGAGAUGAUCUACACCAUAGAGGACACUCCACCCUGGUACCUGUGUGUGUUCCUGGGUCUACAGCACUACCUGACCUGUUUCAGUGGAACCAUCGCUGUGCCCUUCCUAUUGGCUGAGGCCAUGUGUGUGGGGUUCGACCAAUGGGCAACCAGCCAGCUUAUCGGCACAAUUUUCUUCUGUGUGGGCAUCACCACACUGCUGCAGACUACCAUUGGCUGCCGACUUCCACUAUUCCAGGCCAGUGCUUUUGCAUUCCUGGCCCCAGCCAGGGCCAUCCUUUCACUGGAGAAAUGGAAAUGUAACGCAACAGAUAUUCCUUUGGUAAACAGCACGGAGCUCCUGCACACCGAGCACAUUUGGUAUCCACGGAUACGGGAGAUCCAGGGGGCUAUAAUCAUCUCCUCCCUGGUGGAGGUGUUCAUCGGGGCGCUGGGUUUCCCGGGCGUCCUGCUGAAGUACAUCGGGCCCCUCACCAUCACGCCCACAGUUGCCCUGAUUGGCCUGUCCGGUUUCCAGGCUGCCGGAGAGCGAGCGGGCAAGCACUGGGGCAUCGCCAUGCUAACCAUCUUUCUAGUGCUGCUGUUCUCUCAGUAUGCCCGCAAUGUGCAGCUCCCUCUCCCUGUCUACAAAGCCAAAAAAGGGUGGACCUCCUACCGCUUGCAGCUCUUCAAGAUGUUCCCUAUAAUCAUGGCAAUCCUGGUGUCUUGGUUUCUGUGUUUCAUCUUUACCGUAACGGACGUGUUUCCUCCAGAGAGGGGCAAGUAUGGCUUCUACGCAAGGACGGACGCCCGCCAGGGCAUCUUGGCAGCGGCCCCCUGGUUUAAAGUACCCUAUCCCUUUCAGUGGGGGUUGCCAACGGUAACCGCUGCGGGUGUGAUUGGCAUGAUGAGUGCUGUGGUCGCCAGCAUCAUUGAGUCUAUCGGAGAUUACUACGCCUGCGCACGUUUGUCCUGUGCCCCACCACCUCCAGUACAUGCUAUUAACAGGGGCAUCUUUGUGGAGGGUCUUUCCUGUGUACUCGAUGGUUUGUUCGGGACAGGAAACGGCUCCACGUCUUCCAGUCCCAAUAUCGGGGUCCUGGGCAUCACCAAGGUGGGCAGUAGGCGGGUCAUUCAGUACGGGGCGGUCCUGAUGCUACUGCUGGGCACUGUGGGCAAGUUCAGCGCGUUGUUCGCCUCCCUGCCUGACCCCGUGCUGGGGGCGCUGUUUUGCACGCUCUUCGGCAUGAUCACAGCCGUGGGCCUCUCCAACCUGCAGUUCGUGGACCUCAACUCCUCACGCAACCUCUUUGUCCUCGGCUUCUCCAUGUUCUUCGGCCUGGUGCUCCCCAGCUACCUCAGAGGGAAUCCCCUAGUCACCGGGAUAUUGGAGGUUGACCAGGUGCUGAACGUCCUGCUGACCACAGCCAUGUUCGUAGGAGGCUCUGUGGCUUUUAUUCUGGACAACACUAUUCCCGGCACUCCAGAGGAGAGGGGUAUUCGGAAGCUGAAGCGCGGCUCUGGUGCCUCCGAGCUGGAGCCCAUGCGCUCCUACGACCUGCCCUUCGGCAUGGAUUUCCUGCGCCGCCACCGCAUCUUCCAGUACCUUCCUAUCAGCCCCACCUUCGCCGGAUACCAGUGGAGCGUGCCGGGCGGCGCCUGCCGGGGGCGGGGCAGCCGGAAAGAGGAGGGCGUGGUCUCCAAGUUGGAGGCGGGAGAAAGCAGGGUGUAGUGCGGGCAGAACUGGAGAGCGCAGAGGCGUGGUCACUUAUCCCAGACCUACUGGCACCACCAACACGCAUGCAUUUUGUCCACCGACACACCUGGCUCGACUAAACAAUUACGCAGGUGUGUUAAAGCAGGUGCAGCACCAACGUCUGCAGUGUUGGGGGUGCUCAGGGUUUGGGGGAUGAACCACUGCUCAGAGUUGGUGGGGAGGGGUUGACCUGGUUAGGUGCUGAUUUUCCAUGCUUUACAAAAUUACUAAAUGCAAUGGGCCUUGGUGUCUUUUGUAUUGCGCGCGCACACACACACACACACACACUUUCUUUUACUUGCUUUAGCCAGCAGUCCUGAAAAACGCGGCUGUUUUUUUGUGAUGAUACACUAAGUAGCAUUUCAAGAUGGCAAUUGUGGAGCAUUCCGCUGGGGUGGGGGGGGUUAGUAAUCAUGGGACGUUUCCAUGGUGUGACAAUAUAGGUCGCACUGGUGUAUGGCUUUCUGUAAACUAGCAAAUUCACUAAAAGUUGGGGUGGGUUGGUUCUGAUUUGUUUCUGCACUGCUUGUUGUGUACAAGAGAUUAUGGGAAUUGUAGUUUGUAUUCGUGAGAUGCUUGUAUAGAUUUCGCUUUAAGCAAUGCAAACUGUAUGUGCCUGUAAACUUGGUGGACACACACAUCCAAAAUAGGUCCUCACAAUCAAGAGCACACGCACGCUUGGUGUGCAUAGGGGCCAAAGUUUUACGCAUGCAGGCGGCUUGUCCAUGUGUACGUAAUGCAAAACGUGUGAGAGGUUCGUUAACGCUACUAAUUGUAAGAAACCUGCAGAACGUAGCACAGUCGGUCACCAAUCAGGUCCUCCAUUGACCUGAUCAGUCUUCACCCUCGGUGACCAGGAGGGAGUAAGGCUUUGAGGAACCAAGCGUCCUCGUGUGGUCUGUCUCCCCCUGUCCACGGUCACCCUUCAGUCCCGCAGAGCCACUCAACAGCCCACUACUCUGUUCUGGGGGUUUCCUGCACUGUCUUGAUUUAAGGUUAAUAUGAGCACUUGUCCGUGAACGGACAGGGGAGCGUUCAAAUUGACCUGAUCAAGAGGUGUGGCAGAAUCGGCCCGUCCUCCGAAACCAAUCCCCACCCAUUUUAAUAAAACGCCAAAAAGUCGCAGCUUGACAAGAGACUUUUAGCCCGCUUAAACGGAAGCAUGCUCUCAUCCCAGCGCGCACGGAGACGCCUGUGCUGUGGGUGGCGUGUGCGCGUAGGGCCAGCGUUGUUGGCAGCAUGUGGUUUACAGGCGACGGGAGGCCGACGAACUAACGGCGCAAAAGAAAUGAUGUCUUGAUCGCGACUCUUGAGUCGUGGUCUAUUCUUUUUGAUAGCUGGUUUUUUGUUUGUGUUUUUGUUUUUGUUUUUCUAAUGAAAGGUGCCAGUGUUUUCCUCAGUGUUGUUCACUUGUAACUCUGCAAUUGAAGUCUUAAGACCCUGCACCAUUGGCGCGGAUGCAUCCUGCAGCACUAGACUGCAUUUUUAGAUAUCAAAUGCUAAAUUCAUUUAAUGUUGUUUAUACCAUGCAUUGUUCACUUAGGUUUUUGGUGAGGUGGUUUUUUUUUUUAAAUGUGCAAUUCCCUUUUUGAAGAUUAUCGUUAACAUUUCCAUAAAUGGUGCUCUGAAUCCGUGCAGUCAUCUCUUAACGUCUGUGGCGUUCACAGCACACAUGCAUGACCCUUGACCUUUCCGCGUACCUCGUUUUAAUCAUGCGCACCUGUGCCGUCACAGAGCUGAUGUGGCGUUUAUGGGUGGUGAUGUCGGAAUAACCUGACGUGGUCACGACAGCGAGAGAACACGGACAGAACCAAACCAAUACCGAUUUCCCCCUCCCCUCACUCACACUCGACGUACAAGAGUUCACAGCCUAAUAACAGGCCUUGGGUACCCAUAGUCAGACACCUGCUUUGUUCACGUAUUUAUUUAUUUAUGCGUCGUAACCGUCUCUGCUACACAGAGAUAGAUGGACAGGCGUCUCCAGUUGGAGCUUGCAUUGGUGUUGGGCCAUUGGCUGGAGAAGGAUUGCUGGAUCAUUUGUGUAAGAGAUUUGCAGCAGAACUGGUGCUUUUCCAGAGGGCAUUCCACAUACUGAGACGAUUGAAAAUGCAUUAAUGUCGAUUUACGGUAAAUUUCUCCUAUAGAAAAAUGCAAAGAAGGGGUGACCCUUUGGAGUUUUCUUUCAACGUUAAUGUGCUAUGCAGAGAUGGUGGCUUUUUUUUGUGUUUUGUUUGUUUCUAUUUACCUUUGAAAUUCUAGAAUACAGUUUUACAUUGUCGCCACGGGGCAGUGGGCGUGCCAGUAUUAGGGACCUGUAGGACCAUACUUGACUGGGUGCAGAUUGUGGCAUGCCCUCGCCCUGUUAGAGGUCUGGGCCGUGCUCACACAACACCCACAACUACACUGCACGUUGCACAACGUCUGCCCACAUAUGCGGAUGUUGGAUUGGCGCGGGGCGAGUGCGGCGGCAGCAAUCACGUUCACACUAUGCGUCAUCCUUGAAGACGUCAUGGGGCAACCAUGUGAGCCUGUCGCCUUCCGGUGCGUAUCCUUCCACCCGCAGCUCCCCGCUCAUGGUUCUACACCUGCAGUGUUUACUGUGCUGUCAGUGAUCUCUCUGUGUACUUCUGCUUCAGGUCUUUGAUCUUAAAUAGUCCAGUUUAAUGUUAUUACAUGCGAAAUGUGACUCACAUAUGCCUCUUAAGACCUCUCACUUCCUGUGUAUCUCGCUCCUUGACCCGUCAGUCACAAGGGUUGCCAUGGUAAUGGGGGAGGCUUGUGGGGGGGGGGGGGCGCUAUGGAAAUUUGAACACCGUUUUUAAAUUUAAACCACAAUAGUUGUAUAUCAAGUUUAACAACUGUAAAUAAUACAGUACUGAUUUGAGACCAAAUUGAGGUGAAAUGGAGAAGUAUGAUUCUCUGUUGUGCAGUGACUCGUGUGGCAGAAAUGGUUUUCACUUUCAAGUUGCGAGGGGUCUUGGUCAUAUAAGAGUGUGAGUCAAAGGGAAACAAACAAACCCUUCAGUUGUGUUGAGGGGGGUGUUAUCUGACUAAUGUUUGAUAUUUCUUCAGUGCCGGUUUUCCCCCCUUUUUAUACAUAAUUUUGUGUUUUUACAAAGACAUGUUUGUAGGAAUGAUCAUGCAUAUAGAUCGUAAUCAUGCUGCAAUACGCACCAUUUUGUUACAUUUUUAUUUAAGUGGAAAAAAUUUUGAAAGUUGUUUUGCUUCUUGGAAAUUGAUAGGUUUAGCGAAAUGGCUACUUUUGUUAGCUAGAACUUUUACAUAAUGUAUUUUUCUAACAUUGCUUCAAGUUUUGUCAAUAGUAGUACAAAGUGAAAGGUAAAAUACUUUUAAGACAAAUAUAUAUGAAUAUACAUGUAUAUUGAUUUGAGUACAGAGUGAGGUAUUCUGGACCAGGCUUUGUGGAUACUAAUUGUAGCAUCAACUGUUUAAUUCAUUGCUCUAAAAAUUAUUUUAAAAGAUGUUACUGAAUGAACUUGUCUGUUUACUCUU
This is a messenger RNA of Electrophorus electricus (electric eel), 5873 nucleotides long. It is a transcript of the gene slc23a2, whose product is annotated as solute carrier family 23 member 2. Gene Ontology annotation, molecular function: transmembrane transporter activity. Gene Ontology annotation, cellular component: membrane. The record is from RefSeq and is a predicted model, not a curated record. Lineage: Eukaryota; Metazoa; Chordata; Actinopteri; Gymnotiformes; Gymnotidae. Gene Ontology annotation, biological process: transmembrane transport.